AUGGGCAAACCCGUCAAAAAGGGGAUGAAAUUGCUGGAAGGGAAAGGUGGUGGUGAUGCAGCGAUUCCCCAAAGACGUAGUAAGACUGGGAGAAUACGCAUUGAGGGAUAUGACACUGGUCUUGCUCGUGAUGAUGCCGUGCGCAAGUUGAGAAAGCUUUUCGCUUCAUGUGGAGAGAUGACUGAUGUGUAUGUCGGCGUAAUUGGUGAUAAGCUCACUCGGGAUGCUUAUAUCUACUUUACCCGAGAGGACGCAGUAGACAAGGCGUUGCAACUUCAUGGCAAAGACGUUGGAGGAUGGAUUUUGCAUGUUGAGGCUAUGCCGGUUCCCGAGUGUGCAAGCAGUUCUCCUUGCUUUUUGAUUAAAGGAUAUGAGACUUCGCUUAGUAACAAGGCUAUCGAGAAAGCGGCAACGAAACAUUUCUCUUCAUGUGGAACGGUCAGGAGAAUCUCGAUUCUCAGGAGCACCGGUGCAGCUUUGGUUUUUCUCGAGGGAGAGCAAGCAGCAGAGAAGGUGCUGGAACUCGGUGCCUUCCACAUAAGAGGACGCGAAGUGGUUGCUAAGCUUGUUUCUACACCGAUAAAUCCCACUUUCCACAAUCAUGGUAUUAGGGGCCGCAGGUGGUUUCCAACCCCAGGAAAGGAGGCUAAGAUGACCGCUGAGUAG
Messenger RNA from Microthlaspi erraticum, 666 nucleotides. The record is from the annotation of a GenBank genome assembly. Lineage: Eukaryota; Viridiplantae; Streptophyta; Magnoliopsida; Brassicales; Brassicaceae.